AUGGCUGCGAAUAAAAUUGUGUCUGAAAUCGUCCCUAUUAUGAAUAAAAUCACCGAUGUUAAAUUGAAUGGGUCUAAUUUCCUCGGAUGGAGUAAAACUAUUAUUGUCCACCUCCGUAGUAUUGACAAGGAUGAUCACUUGGAUUCGGGUCCUCCCACAGACGAUGUCAAAGAUGAUACUAAUCGGGCAUGGUUACGUGAUGAUGCAAAAUUGCUUGUUCAAAUUCGAAAUUCCAUUGAGCCUGAUAUACUUUCUUUGGUCAAUCAUUGUGAAUUUGACAAGGAAUUGAUGGAUUAUCUAACAUUCUUAUACUCUGGACGUACCAAUAUCUCUCGUAUCUAUUCAGUUUGCAAAUUGUUUCAUAGAGGAGAGCAACAGGAUAAAAACGCUACGGCAUAUGUCAUGGAGUUUAACAAGGUUUAUGAGGAAUUAAACUCUCUCCUCCCGUUAAGCAACGAUGUCAAAGCAAUGCAGAAACAACGGGAACAAAUUGUUGUUAUGAGCUUCCUCACUGGGUUACGUCCAGAAUUUGAUGCUUUCAAGAAUCAGCUUCUCUCCGAAUCGGCCAUUCCUUCUCUCCAAGAGACAUUCUCCCGAUUCAUUCGGACUGAGGAAAUGCAGUCUCCAAUUAUCGGCACUCAUAUCUCUCAACAUAGUACCAUGUCAGUCGUGGAGCCUCCCAAGGUGUUUCUCGUGGAGGAUCUCGAGGAGGAUCUCGAGGGGGUUCUCGGGGUGGUACUCGGGGAGGUCCGACAAAUCGUAGCUCUCGCAAUCCCGAAUCCGACCAAGUGGAAUGUUAUUAUUGUCAUGAACUUGGGCACACAAAGUAUUCUUGUCCUCAGUUGGAGAAGAAGAAUCAGAAAGGCCCCUCUACUCAUGUUCCUUCAUCUUCUGACAUGGUCACUAUCUCUGCUGAGGAGUAUUCUCGACAUACUGCAAUAG
Striga hermonthica is the source of this 942-nucleotide messenger RNA. Lineage: Eukaryota; Viridiplantae; Streptophyta; Magnoliopsida; Lamiales; Orobanchaceae. The record is from the annotation of a GenBank genome assembly.